Glossina fuscipes is the source of this 968-nucleotide messenger RNA. RefSeq names its product serine protease snake-like. The transcript has 7 exons. The record is from RefSeq and is a predicted model, not a curated record. Bases 165 to 968 code for a protein of 267 amino acids. Gene Ontology annotation, molecular function: serine-type endopeptidase activity. Lineage: Eukaryota; Metazoa; Arthropoda; Insecta; Diptera; Glossinidae. Gene Ontology annotation, biological process: proteolysis.
UGUCUAAUGGGGAUACCAUUGGAGCUCUACAGGAUUGUAAUAUCGGCGGCGAAACAAGAAUAUGUGUUCCUCAAAGCCUUUGUAAACGCGAUAGAUAUUUUGUUCUUACAUACGACGAAAAGUGCAGAAAUGAUCCCAACGGACCUAUUGUCGUUUGCUGUUUAAUGUCGAAUUUAUUAGUAGGCGUCGUGGAGAACGGAUCUGCACGUAACACAACGGAAAAGACUUUGCCCGAACGCAUGUGCGAUGUGUAUCAUAUAUAUCGUCAUAACGAGACGAUACGGAAUAUGACUAGCGGAGAAGGCUCAACAGGAAGAUUUCCUUUUUUGUACGCUUUAGGAUGGAUGGUAAACGAUGAGAUUCAAUAUGGUAAUGUUGCUGCACUUAUCUCAGCCAGAUAUCUUAUUGUCAUUCAAUUAAUGGAGACAUCGAAGAGGGUCAGAUGCCCUUCUGUUGCGCGAGCUGUCGGUGUAAUCCGCUACGAUCAGCGCUUACACAAUGUUGAUGUUAUUGAUUGCGUUAUACAUCCUCUUUAUCAAUUCAGUAUCUAUACUCAUUAUAUACUGUUAGUUAAGCUGGCCAAGCAUAUGGAGCCGACAUAUAAUGGGGCGAUGUGCCUUUGGACCUCUAACGAUAUAGACGAUCACACUGAUCUAAAUUUUUUAUAUAAUAAAAAAAACUCUUAUGAGUUGGAGACGCUGACUCUCAAGGAUUCCCCGACAAGUGAUUGUAUGCCACACUACGAGGAUAUUAUGCGUUUUCGUUCUCUUAGAUGCGCCACAGCUUCAGAGUAUCCAAAAGACUCUUGCCCAUUUGACACUAGUUCGCCCUUAUUUACCAUAGUCAACAAUGUACCAUUUAUUGUAGGGUUCUCCGAAUUCUGUACGUCUGGAAAACCUUUUGUUUAUUCUUUGAUCUCAGAUCACAUUUCCUGGAUCGAAAAAAUCAUUUGGCCCGAUUAUUAUUAA